AUGCGGAAGCUCUUCAAACGAAACACUCCGGUUGCGGAGAACCUAGGAUCCUUCAUAGCGGCUUACAAUCAUAUGAAACCACUCUGGAUACAGAAACAACGAGAUGCUUUACAUCUCUCAGCGGAUGACCAACAACAAUUGAUAACCCAGCAAACGGAUCAACUAUUAUCUCUCUACAAACAACAUCAAGUAGACAUCCGUCUCGACGGCACUCAAUAUCCACUUCCCCUUCUUCACGAAGACGAUGUGCUAGUUACUCUCCCUCCACACGAGAAGGAAUUAGAUGACACUUUCUGCCGCGAGAUUGGCAAACUGGUACCACUUCUAACCUCUUCCACAAUACAUGAAGUUGAAGAAUAUAUAGUACAACUCAGUUCUGUAAUGACAGCACUAGCCAAGACCCCAGCGAGAAAACGCAUCUUGGAUCG
This is a messenger RNA of Strongyloides ratti, 428 nucleotides long. RefSeq lists its product as hypothetical. NCBI's taxonomy places the organism in Eukaryota, Metazoa, Nematoda, Chromadorea, Rhabditida, Strongyloididae. The record is from RefSeq and is a predicted model, not a curated record. The annotation marks the transcript as partial. The transcript has a single exon.